Lycium ferocissimum is the source of this 1385-nucleotide messenger RNA. RefSeq names its product myricetin 3-O-methyltransferase 3-like. Bases 129 to 1217 code for a protein of 362 amino acids. Lineage: Eukaryota; Viridiplantae; Streptophyta; Magnoliopsida; Solanales; Solanaceae. The transcript has 4 exons. The record is from RefSeq and is a predicted model, not a curated record. Gene Ontology annotation, molecular function: protein dimerization activity; S-adenosylmethionine-dependent methyltransferase activity; O-methyltransferase activity. Gene Ontology annotation, biological process: methylation.
CUCAUUAUUCUCUACGCUAUGUAUAUUGGAUAAAACACGUCCUAAAAUUCAUAAGCCAACCUCAUUAUUCUCUAUCAAAAAAGAAGAGCGAACACCUUCGAGUUAUUGUCUAGUUGUUAUUUCAAGAAAUGGACUUGGCUUUAUCCAUGGAUAAUAUUGUUAUAUCCAAUGAAGAAGAAAAUUCUUUGAUGAAGGCUAUGAACCUUCCUGCUGGUUUAUAUCUUAACAUGGUUUUAAGAGCUGCCAUUGAACUUGACUUAUUUGAGAUCAUAGCAAAAGCUAAUACUCAACUAUCUUCUUAUGAAAUAGCAUCUCAAAUUCCCGCAAAAAACCCUAAAGCCCCACUUCUUCUUGAAAGGAUUCUAAGGUUUCUUGCAAGUCAGUCUUUUCUCACAUGCAAUAUUACAAAGGAUGAUGAUGGGCAAACUCACAAAUCAUAUAAUUUGACACCUUUGAGCCAGAGUUUAAUCUCAGAUGAAAAUGGAUCAUCAAUUGCUCCCUUUUUACUACUGACUACUGAUCCAGUAGGUGUCAAUUCAUGGUUUCACUUGAAAGAUGCAAUUCUAGAUGGUGAGAUACCAUUCAACAAGGCCCAUGGAGUGCAUGCAUUUGAAUACCAUGGAAAAGAUAGUAGAUUCAAUGUGGUGUUCAACAAAGCUAUGCAAAACCACACUUGCAUUGAAGUGAAUAGAAUUCUUGAGUGUUACAAAGGCUUCCAAGGAGUAAACGAGGUAAUAGAUGUGGGAGGUGGACUUGGGAUAUCGUUGGCUUCUAUAAUUUCUAAGUAUCCUAAUAUCAAGGGUACCAAUUUUGACCUACCUCAUGUAAUCAAAGAUGCUCCUACUUAUGCAGGCAUAGAGCAUGUGGGAGGAGAUAUGUUUAAGAGUGUUCCUAAAGGGGAGGUAAUCAUUCUGAAGGCAGUACUUCAUGAUUGGGAUGACGAAUAUUGCCUGAAAAUAUUGAAGAAUUGUUGGAGCGCUUUGCCAAAAGAUGGUAAGGUUGUGCUAAUCGAAAAAAUACAACCAGAAUAUCCAGAGACUAAUGAUUUUUCUAAGCAUACAUUUAGUGUUGACAUGUUAAUGAUGACUAUGCUUGAUGGAGGGAAAGAAAGAACAAAGCAACAAUUUGAAGCCUUGGCUAAACAAGCUGGAUUUGCUGCUCUCAAAGUAAUAUGUCGUGCAUAUUAUUGUUGGGUCAUGGAGUUGUACAAGUAUUAACUAUUUUAAUUAAUUUCUGCAAUAAACUAAAAAGUUAAUUAGUUUAUGUAUUUUCUGUCCAUCUCUAAAUGUUUGGCUGAUCUGAUGCUAAGUAUGUAACAUGAUAUUCCAUAAACGUCCUAUCAUAAUAAAGGACUCCUAAUAUAUGUUGCUUUAUUUUCUGGAAAA